AUGAGUAGGACCAAAAUUCCUACUGAAUUAUUCAUUCAGAUCGCAGCAUAUCUAGAACCCGACGCAUGUUACCGGCUUAUCCAGGCCCUUGAUGGUCUUGAUCAACUUCUCGGAUCUAGGGAUUUCACGAGGAAAGCAAAAAGAACUGGAGAUACAAUUGUGCAUCUGGCCGCAAGCAAAGGUGAUGAGAAGUUAAUACACACCAUGCUUGCUAAGUCCGUGAACUUCCAAGUCCGAAAUCGUCGUGGGAUUACUCCUUUAGCUCGCGCUGCACAUCGAGGACAUAAAGCAGUUGUGGAGCUUCUUAUCUCCGCUGGUGCGAAAGUCGAUGAACUGGAUAAUCGUAAUGUGACUGCUCUACAUGGUGCAGCCUACCAUGGAUCGGACAUUUUAGUCCAAGUGCUCCUUGAUGCUGGUGCAAAUCCAUAUAUUACCACAGAUUGGGGCCAUACCGCACUACAUAUGGCUGCAAGAAAUGGACAUUUUUCAACUGUUUCACUGCUUCUGAAGAGAGCGCGAUGGCCCCAGGGUACAACAGACGCUCGGAGUAACGUUCUCGAUCUAGCCGCGGAAUACGGUCGCACCGCAGUUUUUGAGCAGCUUAUUGAGGCAGGCUUUAAGAUUUCAGACAACACUCUGGAAGCUGCUGUCUCAUCAGGACGAGCAAAGAUAGUCAAAGUCCUUCUUUCUCGGGCGUCUUUCCCCGAGCAUGUAAGGCGUGCAAAACUGCAUUGGUCAGUCCACAAUGGAUACACUUCAGUGGUAAGGCUGCUCAUUGGGACUGGUGGCCUGAAUGUCUCGGGUGAAGAUAUCAAAUUGGCCGACUCAGUAGGCUGUUCUGGUAGUAUCAGAACACUUCGUCUUCUUUAUAAUGCGGGAGCCGACUAUUCCAAACACAACCAGAGCAUGUCAUCAAUGCUGUUUGGUGCUGCCAGAAAUGGCCACGCUGCAAUUGUUCGAUAUCUUGCCUAUUUAGGAUGGCUGGACCGUGAUAUGUGCAAGCGUGCAUUGGUUAUUGCUGCUUCAGAAGGUCAUUCUGCUGUGGUUAAAUCUCUUCUUGACUGCGGUUUUGAGUUUGGUCAUUCUGCUAAAUAUCUUCUUGACGGCGAUGAGUUUUACAAAAGUGAUAAAGAAAUUGCGCUUUCGAAAGCAUCUACGGCUGGCGAUCUAGCGGUUCUGGAUUUGCUCCUCGAACCUGGGGCUGAAUAUGACCUUCUAGCACUUUAUCCUGCUGUUUGUGCAGGACAAGUCGAGAGGGUUCAUGCUAUCCUUAGUUCCGGCAUCGGCAAUUCUACAUCUGAUUAUGAGGCUGACCGUCAUUUACGGAUGUCCUUGUGCAGAGCGGCUGAACAUGGCCUUACCACGAUAGUAAAGCUACUUCUGAAUGCGGGAGUACCACCAGAUGCCCUUCGAUUUAGUACGAGUGAACCUUCUGCUCUCUACAGAGCAGCCAGAGCGGGUCAUAGGGAUGUGGUCGAUUUGCUCGUCAAGGCUGGGGCCGAUAUUUCUCGUCAAUACCGUAUUAGCCUGCGCGAGGAGCGCGGAUACACAGCGCUCUACAUCGCUGCUAGAGGUGGACAUGUGACAGUAAUUGACUGCCUCAUAAACUCCGGGGCACCGGUUUCCUUUCAGGGUGCAGAAGGCCAUACGGCACUACAUGCUGCGGUAAGAAGUGGCCAUACUGCCGCAGUUGAGUUCCUAAUCAAUGCUGGUGCAGCUGUCUCCAUCCAAGCCAACUCAGGGGCCACGCCCCUCCAUUAUGCUGCACGGUAUAAUCGUUCACAGGUGGUCAAACUGCUUCUCAAUGCCGGAGCUGAUCCAUUUAUCCUAGAUCGUGAAGGAAGGUCUGCUCACAAUCGGGCAGUCGAGUUUCAACAUUCUGAAGUGGUUGUACACCUCACUGCAGCAGAGAAUUGUAUGAAAUGA
Aspergillus tanneri is the source of this 1926-nucleotide messenger RNA. RefSeq lists its product as uncharacterized. Gene Ontology annotation, molecular function: protein binding. The coding region runs from base 1 to 1926 and encodes 641 amino acids. Gene Ontology annotation, cellular component: cytoplasm; nucleus. NCBI's taxonomy places the organism in Eukaryota, Fungi, Ascomycota, Eurotiomycetes, Eurotiales, Aspergillaceae. The record is from RefSeq and is a predicted model, not a curated record. The transcript has a single exon.